Molecule: messenger RNA, 1986 nt
Organism: Phaedon cochleariae (mustard beetle)
Lineage: Eukaryota; Metazoa; Arthropoda; Insecta; Coleoptera; Chrysomelidae
Source: the annotation of a GenBank genome assembly
AUGGCAUUGCCAAGUGAGAACAUUGUUCAAAACUUGAUUAGUGCGGCAUCUAGGGCUGCAUCAUCUUCUACUUCCGAUUUUGAUGAUUUUGAAGGGUUAGUGCAAGAAACCAGACGGUCCUUUAGAAGAAGGCAGACAUCAAAUGGCCGAAAGAAAAGCUCCAAGGUGAAAAAAAAUGUUUUUCUCUUCAGGCGGAACAAUGUUGACUUCGUUCCCACUACAAAGGAGAUCAAUUACCUGAAUGAAAAUAAUAUGGGAAAACGAGAAAAGGCUCAUUUUGAAAGACAUUGGUCAGUACCAGAGAUUGAAUCCCAUAUUCAUUCUCUCUACCCCAAUGUACCUCUCAACCUGAUUGGAUUCCAACUUGGAAAAUGUGAUCAAUCCAGGAAAAUAGUUGUUCUAUCCAACAUCAAUAGCAUGGAAGAUGUGUUACAUCAAAUCAACCAGGGAUCCAUAUAUGUGAUACCAAAUAGAGAUAUUCCCAUGGAUGAGGUGAGGUUGAGAAUAAAUAGGAGAGGGGAAGAAGUGGAGAGCAAUGAGGAUAUUCCUCGCCAUGAUCCUGUGGUAAGGCGCAGAAAUCCUGCAAGAAGCAGGCAUGAAUAUAUACCUGAAAAUGUGUCCCAAGAAAUGAGUUUGACUCAUCGUCCACACAGAAGCACAAAAGAAACUGUAGAAUCUACUUUACCAAACUUCGGCUUGGAGCCUGAGAUUAGUGGAAGUCUGAACCUUUACCAGUUCACUGUGCCAACCCUCCCUGAAGAUGCUGAGAAAAUACAAUUAGAAAUAAAUCGUUCUAAUUGUUCAAAUGAUCUAUUUAAAUUUUAUAGUGAAGAAAAUGUGACAGAAAAACGUUUGCUAGUCACAUUCACUGAUGAAAUUGGUGUUGAUGGGGGUGGAUUGACAAAAGAAAUGUUCAACCUUUUUUUUUCUGAAAUUGAGGAUAGAUUCUUCAGGGAUUUGAUACUGGAUAUUGCUGAAAGCUACAUUUAUAUCGAGGGAAAAUUCAUCCCGAACGAUUUAGCAAAAACCUGCCAUCUGUCCAAUAAUGCGCUCGCAUUUCUGUUCGAUGAAAUCCGUUAUGAAAUGGGUGGCGAACAGGUGUGUUUGAUUCGAAAACCGGGCAUUACCACUACAAUGAAAAGUAUGAUAUCUUAUGGUGAGACAAGCACCAAAUUUUUAGACACGGUUGGAUGGGGUCUCGAUGAAAAUAAACAGGUGAUUCUAGAUACACCCAGUCAUACAUUCAGCGGAAAACUACCGCUUAAAUUUUUAAUGGGGUUUGCAGAGGACUAUAAUAAAGGAAUUCUGAAUAUAAAGCAGGAGCUUAUACUCAUCAUAGCACGCUCAUUCAAAAACUCCUAUAUGGGGGAAGUUGAUGCGAAUGUGACGAUCAACAAAAUCGAAUGGAAGAUAAGGCAUGUGAUGCCGUCCGAUAGGCAGAAAUUGAAGUUGUUGAAUCGAUUGAAUAAAAGUUCUACAGCAAAAAUCAAGUUAGCAUACAGGAUGUGUGAUUUGUAUGAGUUACCGGCCAUUCGUGAAACAGCUUCAGAUAUUUGGGCUAUCAAAACAACUAGUAGCCUCGAGCGCCCGCGAUACAUCAUUAUCGGUUUUCAAAGCUCCGAUAAUACAGAUGAUAGAUCCAAGGACGCUACGAAAUUCAUUCACGCAGGAGUGAAUAAUAUUCGCCUUUACUUGAAUUCAGAAGUUUACCCAUAUGAGCGCUGGAAUUUGGAUUUCGACAGAAAGUUAGAUGCUGUGGCUUUCUAUGCAUACGAAAAUUUCCAACGUAGUUACUAUGGCAAAGAUAUGGGUGAACCAAUGAUGAGUAUUGAGGAGUUCCGAAAAAAUCCGUUAUUCAUCAUCGACUGCUACCACCAACCCGAUGCGAUGAAAACUUCUACUGUCGACAUCAAAUUGGAGUUUGAAACCCGCGAAACGAAGUUUCCACCAAACACAAAGGUCCACAUUGCUGCAGACAACCCCUAA